CUCCCCUCACUCUACCGCGGGGUGCUCACCCAAGUAGGUUUGGAGCUACCAAAGAAACGGUUGAACGUGUACCUUGGGAGAAAUAUGUCUGCUGACACAGCGGUGCACCCAUACCGUUUGGAACCAGAGUCAGACCCUGAAUAAGAAGAGGCUCCGAACAAGUUUGAGAAUUUAGGCUUCAACAGGACGUUUCUAAAUGGUUCACAUGGCUUCAGCAAUUGCCAUUCUGUUGGUGGUGAUUUCCUUUAUAACAGUCUCAUUGUCUGCUGAUUCAGAUUUUCACACUCUGGAAUGUCAGAGCAGUACUGGGCACUCUGGUCAGCCCUCCAAGCUGGACUGUGUAGUGAAAACAAAGUAUAACCGCACAAUAUUAAAGGUGUACUGGAAGAAAGAUGUCCAACAUGUGCUGACAUUUGAUGGAGGUAUAAACCCAGAGAAUGGACGAUUUCAGUUUGCAGACACCAACUGGAGGACAAGCAAGAAUAUAUCCUUGCUUGUGAAGGAUACAAAAGUCUCAGAUGAAGGCAACUAUUCAUGCACGGUGGUGACUACCUUAGGGCCUAAAAAAGGAUAUGCCAGAUUCAAUGUCAAAGCUAAGUACAGUCAGCCAGAGAUUACCUCCAAGGACAUCACAGAAGACAGGGUGGACUUGACCUGCGUUUCAUCUGGAGGCUACCCCAGUGGUGCUAUCCACUGGUUUGACCGGCUUGGUACAAACUGGACCCGCAGUACAGAAACCACGAAGACCCAGGAGGAAGACAAGAGCUUCCAACUGCAAAGCACAUUCCUGUCAGCGGACCCCUCACACGCACCUUACACAUGUGUUGUCUUUAACAGUGAAUGGAAGGCUGAGGGCGAGGAAACGAUCCUGGGCACCCAUCUGAACAAACAGACCCCAAUCAAAGCUGACACGACGAGCAUAGUGGCUGGUGCUGUGGUCAUUGGAUCUCUUAUUGUUGGCCUGUUAGUCGCAUUGCUGAUCUCUAGAAGACGCUCUCAACGUGCCCUUCGAAGGCCCUCCGCCCAGCCCAUGCUGAGCCCUGAACAGGAACGCAUCGACUAUGACUAUGCUUCGCCUGACCCAGAAGAUGCCAGAGUGCUCAACCCUCCACCACCCUAUCAAGAGGUAGACCAGAAUCCAGUUGUACUCGACUCGCCACAAGAUUCUUCUGCAGAUAAGAAACUAAAUGCCAGCUUUGGUGUGGCUCAUGGAUAAAGCAGCCAAACACCUUGUUGUACUUGUAUAGGCACCUUACUAACCAAAUACUGUCAACACACUGAGGAAGCAUAACCUUGGACAUGGGAUCUUUAUGUAAGUGUCCAGUGUUGUAUAAACGAGACUGUUGCAUUGAAAUGCGAUUGGAUCACUACCACCAGGGGCGACUUGAUUACUUUCCUUGAGUAGCCCUAAUAAUGGUCCAAAUACACAAGCUAAGCAAAACACUCUGUGUGGGCGUCCCGUGGCAUGUGGAAUUUAACAGACUGAACUAGCAAGCUAGUUAGCCACCUAUCCACCUAGCCAUAUCAUAACUGUCAUUCCGUUAAAGGAGUCCUUGUAUGCCCAUUUUACCACAACCUGUUCCUUUAAAUGCUAAUGACCCAGCUACCCCCCCCCCCCCCCUCUACCGCGGGGUGCUCACCCAUGUAGGUUUGGAGCUAUCAAAGAAACGGUUGAACGUGUACCUUGGGAGAAAUAUGUCUGCUGACACAGCGGUGCACCCAUACCGUUUGGAACCAGAGUCAGACCCUGAAUAAGAAGAGGCUCUCGAACAACUUUGAGAAUUUAGGCUUCAACAGAACGUUUGUCACUUCGAGAAUUAUUUUUAUAUGAUUGUCUAUUAACUAAGGUCAUACGGUCUUGCUGGCUGUGUUGAGGACAACCUGCAAGUGACUCGAGUAUGUAAAUACAAUGUGUUCAUACAUUAGGUUACAAGACCAUGCAGCUUCAGAAUCAACCAGCAUGCAAAGAUGACUAAGGAAGAAAAUACAAUAAAUGACUGUUCCCUCUGUCUUACUUUGUUUACUGCUCAUCUUGCAUGUGUCAAUUGUUAACAUGUCACAUACCAAAUACUGAAAGCACACAAAACUUUAUAUAGACUUCUUUUAUUGUCAGAAAAAUUGUCAAUUCGAAUGCCACAGAGCUUGUUUUAACAUAGUUAUUCAAUGUACCGAAUCAUGUUAUCAUGCGGGCACAAACAAUGUCAGAAUCUGAGUACUGCUGCCCUCCUGCCUGGUGCUGCAGGUACGGGAGAGUUCCCUGACGCCCAAGGAAGGUACGUGGGGUUCAGACCUGCCCUUCAUUGAACCAUGACACAAAGCUGGCAAUCACUUCCAGCUUGUCUGGUUUGUCAAAAUGGGUGGAGAGAUUUUUGGGGGUGGGGAUCUUCAGCACCUCAUCCACAUAUGGGGCCGGGUCUUGAAAAAACAUUUCAAAGGAAAAAAGAUUGUAUUGUUUUUUUAAAUAAUCCAAUCCAGUUUUUAAAUAAUCAAAUUAUAUGUUAUUUAUUGUUUUACUUUAUGGAAUUUUCAAUAAAAAGCGUGUGACACUCA
This is a messenger RNA of Clupea harengus (Atlantic herring), 2550 nucleotides long. Its product is annotated as CD276 antigen-like. The transcript is spliced from 8 exons. The record is from RefSeq and is a predicted model, not a curated record. Gene Ontology annotation, cellular component: external side of plasma membrane. NCBI's taxonomy places the organism in Eukaryota, Metazoa, Chordata, Actinopteri, Clupeiformes, Clupeidae. Gene Ontology annotation, biological process: cell surface receptor signaling pathway; cellular response to lipopolysaccharide; positive regulation of T cell proliferation. The coding region runs from base 197 to 1216 and encodes 339 amino acids.